AUGUCUGUGUAUUCAGGUUUCAGUACUCGAUAGCAGGAAACAAUUUACAAUAAAUUAUUGGAAAAAUCUCUUAUCUUGAUGUGUCAUCGAAUCGCACCAAAGAGUCCAUAAUCUCUAUUGAGUUUUUCAAAUUUGCAAAUAAUAAAGGAGGAGGAUUUACAAGAAUCGGUCGAAAAGUUUAUUGAUGAUAAUCAAAUAACUUAGAGAAAUACUAGAAACAUUCCUAACACCUAGAUCCAAAUGAAAUAGUAUCUCAAUAGCACUCUGGAUAAUUAACAGAUCGCAUAGGAUUAAAUAUCGAAGAAACCAGUUUAGUCUCCAUACAAAACUAUUGAUAUGCAUUCCUCAGACAAACAGAAAUACAUGGAGAACACUCUCUUAAAUGAAAUCUAAUUUUCUAUCAAUGGAUCUCCUCUUAGUUCUGUUGAGAAAAUAAAUCAGAAUCCACUUAAUCAGAUUAAAUCAUAAUAAUAAAUAAGUAAGCAACCUACUUUUGAGUCUGUAGAAGAAAGAGUAAAUUAUGAUUUAGAUUAGCUAGGCAAAUCACAAAACAAGGAUAAGAUUAAAAAUCAACUUUAAUAAUCAUCUUUCCAAUAAACCAAUAAUGUUAAAUGA
Molecule: messenger RNA, 615 nt
Organism: Stylonychia lemnae
Lineage: Eukaryota; Ciliophora; Spirotrichea; Sporadotrichida; Oxytrichidae
Source: the annotation of a GenBank genome assembly